AUGACCCUGCAGGAGCGGCAAUACACGUUGCCAGCCAUGGGCGAACUGCGUUUGGUGGCUUCCACGGCAGUGCACGUACCGACAGUUGUCACGCUUCAACCGCUUGCAGAGGAUGGUGGCGAGCAGCCGCGUGCAGAUGUGUUUGGUACAGAGCUUUCACCUGGUGUUGCUGUACGCCUACCUGCUGGUCGCUUCUGUGGUGUCUUCUCCCCUACUGGGUGUACGUUAAUCGUUUCCGCUCCAUCUUCUGUUCACCAGUCGUGCUACGGCACAACGUGUGGCGCGACGUGGGCCCGCUCCAUCGCCGACAUCAAUACGCACCUUGAGGUGCAGAGAGUGAAGGCGCGACGUAGUGGUGUGGAGGGAUUGGGGCCACGAGCGCUCUUUGUCUCGGACCGUCGUGUUGCCGGGACCAGCACCUAUAUUCGAAUGCUGACAAACUAUGCUGUUCGUCUCGGUUACCACCCUCUCCUCCUCGAUGCUGCGGUGGACGCACCUCGCUUCGGCUACCCUGGCCAUGUUUCGUUGUACGCUGUUCAGCACACAGUGGAUAUCGAGGAAGAGAUGUGCUUUGUUCCCUCUCUACACGCCCACCAGGGUGUUGGGAAGCACGAAGAUCCUUCCCUCUUUAUGCACGUUAUGCGUGGCCUGAUGCAAUUGGCCACCGAGCGCAUGGCGCGAAGCGAUCGGUGCAGAGUGGGAGGUAUUUUUCUUGAUUAUGGGAUAAUCCCACGCACUCUUGUUGAGGAGGCGGAAACGUGGGAGUGUUCAGAGGCGCGUCUAGAGGAGCGUAGCAGGACAAACCCCCUUGAUGUUCUCGUUGACACUAUCAUAGAGGCUGAUAUUGACCAUGUGUUUGUGGUGGGAAGUGCCUGGCUGCGCUUCAAGGUGGCACAGCGGCUGCAGCAGCGACUUGGUGCACCACCGGCCGUCUCGUGGACGACACCCUCGACUGUCUUUUGCAACGGCGGCCUGAAGGUGCAGCUCGCUCUGGUGGACGCGCUUCAAUGUGGAGCCGUUGCUGAGGAUGCUUUCUUCAAGCGCCAAUGCUGGCUGCACUACUUCUUCGGUACCCGAACGUCGGCAGUAAAGCCAACGCUGCUCACAUUGGAGCUUUCUCUCGUUCGCCUCGUCCAGAUUGGGAGAGGUGAUUCCCAUUUUAUGUCGACGUUCAUGCCAAUGGAGGAUGACAGUGAGGAUCAGUCGUCUCCAAAAACGCAGCGUGGUAUCUCUCUCACGUAUCUUCACCCGCAGGAUUUCGAUCUUACUGACCGUAUACUAGCGAUUAGCUCAGCCACGGAGCAGGAAGAACUACAUGACGGAACACUCCAGCGUAUUCCUUUUGCUGUGUUCGAGUCACGACUACGCCGUGGUCUGGUUAUGGGUUUUGCAUUAGUUGAAUCUAUUUCCCCCACCAAAAUGACUAUAUUAACAAAUGCAGCGGGAAUUCGGAAAGAGAAAGGUCUUUGUUUCAUCCUUACAGAGGAGCGCCUCCCAACACAACCUUCAACAGACCGUACCGGCGCUCUUAUAUGA
This is a messenger RNA of Trypanosoma theileri, 1536 nucleotides long. Its product is annotated as putative mucin-associated surface protein (MASP). Gene Ontology annotation, molecular function: polynucleotide 5'-hydroxyl-kinase activity. Gene Ontology annotation, biological process: tRNA splicing, via endonucleolytic cleavage and ligation. The transcript has a single exon. Gene Ontology annotation, cellular component: nucleus. Lineage: Eukaryota; Euglenozoa; Kinetoplastea; Trypanosomatida; Trypanosomatidae. The coding region runs from base 1 to 1536 and encodes 511 amino acids. The record is from RefSeq and is a predicted model, not a curated record.